GAAUCAGCAUGGCAGUACUACGGAGAUCCAGUAGAAAAACUGAAACAGAACUGAGCCUGAAACCCAAAUAAAAAAAGGACAUGUUUCUCAGGAAACCAAACCCAAAGCCUUGACUGGUGAGUAGAAGCAGAGCAGACAAUAGGAAGAAAAAUGAACUUCAGCUUUGGGAACUUGAAGAAGGUAUGUCUAAGAGGUCUUGUCUCCCACAUAAUGGCUGCCUUGAGCUCUGUCUGAGGAAGAUUCUGGGACUGUGUCUGGGUGGGGAAGAAAUUAGUAAUUAGUGUUAUCUGUUACAGUUGUGGAGUACUGAGUGAUGGCAGGCAGGGCAGCAUCAGAUUUUUACCAUUCUUUGCCGCGAGGAAAGGCCACGUGACUAAGAAUAAGCAGCACCUGACGUUUGGAGAGUUCACUGAACGUUUUCAACUUAUUUCAAGUCAACUGGCUUGGUUUAUAGCAAUAUCAGUGUAGAACUUGUUGCUGAAAUUAUCUUACUUAUAUAAGAAUAAUUUUACUGCUGUUGAUCCAUUAGCAUAUGUUGGACUUAAGUGUGUGAAAGGUGAUCCAUGAAAAAAAUAGAGUAAAAGAAGUUCUGUCCUAAGCAGGAUGGUCUACAUAAUUUGUGGACUCAGGGCCUGAAUUGGGAAAGUCAAAACCCCAGGCAGAGUGGAACAUGGAAAACAGCAGCCUCUCUGCCAGUGUUGAGGAGACUCACCCAGUUUAGACAGGUGGUCAACGCAAACACUCAACAAAGCUGUCAGUAGAAAUGAUCGUCCUUUAGGUGGACGGUUGGGAAGAAUCACAUUUGUGGUCAAAGACAGCAUAUCCCUGGCUGAGACUGUUUACGUAUAUAGUGGAGACUGAAGAGAGCCCAAGCCCUUCACAUGCUUCUGGUUAAUCCUGGGUCUGAGUGUGUGAGUGUAAGAGACUCAAAAGGGCCCAGAAGAAGUUAAAACCCAGGAGGCUUAAAGACAGCCUGGAUUUUAAAUGUGUUCCCCUACCCACAAACAUAUCCAACAGCAAUGAAUGGGAGCUUUACUGGUUCAAGGUGUUAGAGCACAGUAGAUGUGCAAUCAUUAGUUGACCACCAAGCUGCCCAGACUCAGGAGUAACACCUAGCAAGCCAGGUUUAAAAAUGAAGGAUAUAUAUUUAAAAUCACAACAAUUUAUCAGAGACACUAGUGACUCGGGACACAAAUAUAGCCCAGGCAAGUUAUUAAACAAAGCAGUAGCAACAACAACCUCCAAGAGAAAAAAAAAUACCAGAAUCAAAGUAGCUGUACUAUAUUAACUAGAAUGUCCCAUUUUUUAAGAAAAAAAAAAUUAAGAGACUUGCCAAGAAACAAAGUGUGACCCACACUCAGGUAAAAGAAGCAAUGAAUAGAAAUCAUCUCUUCUGAAUGGAAGCACUGAAUAGAAAUCUUCUGUUAUCAGCUAUUAGCAGACAAAGGAAGGCAACUACUAUAAAUAUGUUCAAAGAACUAAAGGACACUUAUUUAAAGAAUUAAAGGAAACUAACAAUAGAUCAACAAAUAGAGAUUCUUAAUCAGGAUAUAAGAUUAUUAAAAGUACCAAGUAGAAAUUCUAUACCUGAGAAGAAUAAUAGCUGUAAAAAAGAAAGAAAAUUUCACUAAAGGGGCUCAUCAGCAGGUUUGAGCAUGCAGAAGAAAGAAUCCGUGAACUAUAAAUUGGUAGAAAUUAUCUAAUCUGAAGGAUAAAGACAAAAACGAACAGAGCCUCUGAAAACUAGUGGGAUAAGAUCGAGCAUAGCAACGUCCAUGUAAUGGGAGUCCCACACGGAGAGAAAAGAAAGGACGGAAACAUUUGAAAAAAUAAUAGCCCCAAACUUCCUAAAUUUGAUUUUUAAAAGGCAUUAAUCUAUAUAUCCAGAAAGUUCAAAGAAACCGAAGUGGGAUAAAUAUAAAUAGAUCCACACCUUGACACAUUGUAGUCAAACUGUGAAAAGCAUAAACCAAAGAGAAAAUCUUGGAAAAAACAGCAAGAAAAAACAACUCAUCAUCUAUAGGCAAACAUCAAUCCAAUGACCAGCUGGCCUCUCAUCUAAAACCAUGGAGGCCAGCAGGCAGGAGAAGGACAUAUUCAGAAUGCAGAAAGAAAAGUAACUGUCAAACAAGAAUUCGGUAUCUACCAAUACUAUUCCUCAAAAAUGAAGGCAAAAUAAAGGCCUCCCCAGAUAAACAAAUAUUGGGCAAAUCUGUUGCUACCAGAUCUGUCUUAUGAGAUAUAGUGAAGGAAAGAAGUCCUCUGGAAAAGACACCAAAAAGCCACACAAAUCCACAGGAAGAAAUGCAGAACACUGCAAAUAAUAAAUAUGUAGGUUAGUAUAAAAUAUUACAUUAAUAAACCUUUUUUUAUCUUUCCCCAACUUCCUUAAAAGACAUAAGAAUGUAUGAAAUAUUAUUAACACUUUGGUGUUAUAUUUAUAAUCUGUAGACUGAUUAUACAUGACAGUAAUAGCACAAAGGCAAGAGACAAUGGUAUUAUAUUAGAGCAAAUUUCCUAAAUUUUCAAAUUAAUAUUCAUCUGAGGAAGUCUGUGUUAAGUUAAAAUGCAUGUUGAAAUCCCUAGGGUGGCCACAAAGAAAAUAAUUCACAAAAAAUAUAUACAGUAAAUCCACAGAAGAAUUGCAAUGUCACACUAAAAUAUUUGUUCCAUGCAAAGAAGGUGGUCAAAGAAGAGCAAAUAGUCAAAAAGGACAAGAGACAUCUAGGAAAUCUAAGGUAGGUCUUUGGUAAAACUUCUCUUUUUGCUGUCAUGUGAUUUUGGUGAAGAGGGAUCUAGAACAAACAGGGCGGCCUACUUAAUUUGUGGACUCCGAAAUGCAGGGUCCUUGUUCAAAAGGUAUUAGGAGUUUCACGAUGGUGGCAGCAGACUUUGGAAAAAAAAGAAACAAGGGGUCCUUCUGAGCCCAGGGCUCUGUGACUGCAGAAGUUACUUACUCAUGAAACUGUCCCUCAUGACAGGUAAGAAGCUAUCGUAUCCCAGGUUCCCGCUCUUUCAAUAAGUCUCCUCUGGGAACAUAAUACCUUCUAUUGUAGUCUUUCCCUGUUGUCUUUUCCUUUCCCAUACUUGAAUCCUGAGUCUCCAGCAUUUGGGAAGAACUCAACCCUUCGCAAUUAAAAGUCCACGAGAUGGGAUCCAAGCUCUUGUAUCCACGUGAGCAGCUCUGACUACACUUUGCUACAGAUUUUUUUGUUUUUGCAUUAAAACCUGUAAUUCCCUGCUUUGUGCUGACUCUGUGGUUUUCAAGGGCAGUUGGCAUUUUCAACAAAGGCAGCAAGUCAGUCUCAAAGAAGAACAUCAUUCUAAGUAGCUGAUAUUCAUUAACUCACCUGACAAUGUGUAGUAAAUAGGAAAGCCAUGAAGGGUCUGUGUGGGAUCAUGCUGGCGCUAGCUGAUGGACUUGUUAGGGUAGCCGUUACCUCGUGGUUCAGCUGUGCAAUGAUCUCAUCGUGUCUUCAUAAUUAGUCUUUAUGACUACCGCGCACAUAAUUGACUGGGAUGCAGUUCACUAACGUCGGACACACCGGAGAGCACUCUGUGAGAUCAUGGCCCUAAAUCAGGCCAGCCAGCUCUACUCAGGCUCUGACAGAAUAAUUGAUGGACACCAGUGAGUGGUGAUACUUGUUUUCUUGGCUCUGAGAAAUGUCAUACAAGGAAUGACCCCACCUGAGGCACCUACAGGCACUUGGUGAGAAAAACACCAACACAGGCUCGGACCAUGGUGCAGUCCCACCGGCUCCCCUGCCCCCCUCUCCUGUGAGACUGGCUGCGGGGAGGGAUCAUGGAUACUUGUCUGCCGGCUUCUGGUUCCCACGCAAGUAAGCCUGCUGUCAAUGGAGGAGGACAUUGAUACCCGCAAAAUCAACAACAGUUUCCUGCGCGACCACAGCUAUGCGACCGAAGCUGACAUUAUCUCUACGGUAGAAUUCAACCACACGGGAGAAUUACUAGCGACAGGGGACAAGGGGGGUCGGGUUGUAAUAUUUCAACGAGAGCAGGAGAGUAAAAAUCAGGUUCAUCGUAGGGGUGAAUACAAUGUUUACAGCACAUUCCAGAGCCAUGAACCCGAGUUCGAUUACCUGAAGAGUUUAGAAAUAGAAGAAAAAAUCAAUAAAAUAAGAUGGCUCCCUCAGCAGAACGCAGCCUACUUUCUUCUGUCUACUAAUGAUAAAACUGUGAAGCUGUGGAAAGUCAGCGAGCGUGAUAAGAGGCCAGAAGGUUACAACCUGAAAGAUGAGGAGGGCCGGCUCCGGGAUCCUGCCACUAUCACAACCUUGCGGGUGCCUGUUCUGAGACCCAUGGACCUGAUGGUGGAGGCCACCCCGCGAAGAGUAUUCGCCAAUGCACACACGUAUCACAUCAACUCCAUAUCAGUCAACAGCGACUAUGAAACCUACAUGUCAGCUGAUGACCUGAGGAUUAACCUUUGGAACUUUGAAAUAACCAAUCAAAGUUUUAAUAUCGUCGACAUUAAGCCGGCCAACAUGGAGGAGCUCACAGAGGUGAUCACAGCAGCCGAGUUCCACCCCCAUCACUGCAAUACCUUCGUGUACAGCAGCAGCAAAGGGACAAUCCGGCUGUGUGAUAUGAGGGCGUCGGCCUUGUGUGACAGGCACACCAAAUUUUUUGAAGAGCCCGAGGAUCCAAGCAACAGGUCGUUUUUCUCUGAAAUAAUCUCUUCGAUUUCGGAUGUGAAGUUCAGCCACAGUGGGAGGUAUAUCAUGACCAGAGACUAUCUGACCGUUAAAGUCUGGGAUCUCAACAUGGAAAACCGCCCCAUUGAAACUUACCAGGUGCAUGACUACCUCCGCAGCAAGUUGUGCUCCCUCUAUGAAAAUGACUGCAUUUUUGAUAAAUUUGAGUGUGUGUGGAAUGGGUCAGACAGCGUCAUCAUGACAGGCUCCUACAACAACUUCUUCAGGAUGUUCGACAGAAACACCAAGCGUGAUGUCACCCUUGAGGCCUCGAGGGAAAACAGCAAACCCCGGGCUAUUCUAAAACCGCGAAAAGUGUGCGUGGGGGGCAAGCGAAGAAAAGACGAGAUCAGCGUUGACAGUCUGGACUUUAGCAAAAAGAUCUUGCAUACAGCUUGGCAUCCUUCAGAAAAUAUUAUAGCAGUGGCGGCUACAAAUAACCUAUAUAUAUUCCAGGACAAGGUUAACUAGGAGGACAAGUUAUUACUUAAUAAUCUCACAUACUGAAUACUAGUCAAACAUGUUUUUAAAUGUUUCUUUUGGUCUUCAUUUGAUGCAUUGACAUUAAUUUCCCUAUGCAGAAAACAAUUGGAAUAGAAUUAAAAAGAGUCCAACUUUCCCAGAUCCCCAGUUCUAAGAGACUUUUGUCAAACCCAAUAGGUUCUGAGACACUUGUGUUUAGAAUUGAGAGCUGCCAGCUAACACUAAUUCUCCAUAGUUGACUUGAAUUUCUGAUGCUUUUAUUGCCCGGUUUUCUCUGGUGGGUCCAGUGUUUUGUUCCUAGGUGUCUGCUGAGAUAAAAUGAGGUUGUCUGUAGUAUUUAAAGAGAAAAGAGAUAAGUUUUUUUUUAAUUAAGCAAUUCCAUUUGAUUGAAAAAAAAUCAACAAAAAAAUAAACACCGUUUACUCUUA
Acinonyx jubatus (cheetah) is the source of this 5626-nucleotide messenger RNA. It is a transcript of the gene PPP2R2B, whose product is annotated as protein phosphatase 2 regulatory subunit Bbeta. The transcript has 11 exons. Gene Ontology annotation, molecular function: protein phosphatase regulator activity; protein binding. The record is from RefSeq and is a predicted model, not a curated record. Bases 3855 to 5186 code for a protein of 443 amino acids. Gene Ontology annotation, biological process: peptidyl-serine dephosphorylation. NCBI's taxonomy places the organism in Eukaryota, Metazoa, Chordata, Mammalia, Carnivora, Felidae. Gene Ontology annotation, cellular component: cytosol; protein phosphatase type 2A complex.